Molecule: messenger RNA, 174 nt
Organism: Pipistrellus nathusii (Nathusius's pipistrelle)
Lineage: Eukaryota; Metazoa; Chordata; Mammalia; Chiroptera; Vespertilionidae
Source: the annotation of a GenBank genome assembly
AUGAAAAGGCACUUGACAGCCGGCCAGGACGCACGCGAGGGAGCGCGAGCCGGCCGGACCGCGGCGCCGCCCGAGCCAAUCGCCGUCGCCGGCGGCGGCCUCUCCAUGGGCUGCGAGCGGGAGGAGGGGGCGGCGGCGAGCUCUACCCGCCGGGCCGCGGCCGCUCCGAGGUGA